Messenger RNA from Motacilla alba alba, 4383 nucleotides. RefSeq names its product argonaute RISC catalytic component 3 (gene AGO3). The record is from RefSeq and is a predicted model, not a curated record. Gene Ontology annotation, biological process: regulatory ncRNA-mediated gene silencing; regulation of stem cell proliferation. Lineage: Eukaryota; Metazoa; Chordata; Aves; Passeriformes; Motacillidae. The transcript has 19 exons. Gene Ontology annotation, molecular function: RNA binding; protein binding. Bases 258 to 2840 code for a protein of 860 amino acids.
GGGCGGGAUUUCCGGCGUGCGGGGCGCGCGCGCGCGCGGCGGGGCGGGAGCGGCCGCGCGAGCCGGGGCUGCGGGGCGGCCACGCCACUUCCGCCUCCGCCGCCGCGUGAGGGGCCGGGAGCGGCACCGGGAGCGCCGGGAAUUCCGGGAGCGGCGCCGGCUGCGGCCUCAGCCGGGAGCGCGGCGGAGGAACCGCCGCCUAGCGCAGCCCCGCGCCGGCCGCCGCAGCCCCGAGCGGCUGCGCCCCAGCUCCAUGAAUGGAAAUCGGCAGCGCAGGACCCGUGGGGGCACAGCCCCUGCUCAUGGUGCCCAGACGUCCCGGCUAUGGCACCAUGGGCAAGCCCAUUAAACUGCUGGCCAACUGCUUCCAAGUUGAAAUCCCAAAGAUUGAUGUCUACCUCUAUGAGGUGGAUAUCAAACCAGAUAAGUGUCCUCGGAGGGUGAACAGGGACGUGGUGGACUCUAUGGUGCAGCAUUUUAAAGUGACAAUAUUUGGGGACCGUAGACCAGUUUAUGAUGGGAAAAGAAGCCUCUAUACAGCCAAUCCACUUCCUGUGGCCACUACUGGGGUGGAUUUGGAUGUGACACUACCCGGAGAAGGUGGAAAAGAUCGUCCCUUCAAAGUGUCAAUAAAGUUUGUUUCUCGGGUGAGCUGGCACUUGCUGCAUGAAGUUUUGACAGGAAGAACCUUGCCUGAGCCUCUGGAACUAGACAAACCUAUCAGCACUAACCCUGUUCAUGCUGUCGAUGUGGUGCUACGACACCUCCCCUCCAUGAAGUACACCCCUGUGGGCCGCUCCUUCUUCUCAGCUCCAGAAGGCUAUGACCACCCCCUGGGAGGAGGCAGGGAGGUCUGGUUUGGGUUCCAUCAGUCUGUCCGACCUGCCAUGUGGAAGAUGAUGCUCAACAUCGAUGUUUCUGCCACUGCCUUCUACAAAGCACAACCCGUAAUUCAGUUCAUGUGUGAAGUCCUUGACAUUCAUAAUAUUGAUGAACAACCAAGACCUCUGACUGAUUCUCAUCGGGUAAAAUUCACCAAAGAGAUAAAGGGUCUAAAGGUAGAAGUGACUCACUGUGGGACAAUGAGAAGGAAGUACCGUGUCUGUAACGUAACGAGGCGGCCUGCAAGUCAUCAAACCUUUCCUUUACAGCUAGAAAAUGGCCAGACUGUGGAGAGGACAGUAGCACAGUAUUUCAGAGAGAAAUACAACCUCCAGCUGAAAUACCCUCACCUUCCUUGUCUGCAAGUGGGACAGGAACAAAAACACACCUACCUGCCUUUAGAAGUGUGUAACAUCGUGGCUGGCCAGAGGUGCAUCAAGAAGCUGACAGACAAUCAGACAUCAACCAUGAUAAAAGCUACAGCCAGGUCUGCCCCAGACAGGCAGGAGGAGAUCAGCAGAUUGGUGAGAAGUGCAAAUUAUGAUGCAGAUCCAUUUGUCCAAGAGUUCCAGUUCAAGGUGAGGGAUGAGAUGGCCCAUGUGACAGGACGUGUGCUCCCAGCCCCGAUGCUGCAGUACGGAGGACGGAAUCGAACCGUGGCAACACCAAGCCACGGCGUGUGGGACAUGAGAGGGAAACAGUUCCACACUGGGGUGGAGAUCAAGAUGUGGGCCAUAGCUUGCUUUGCAACACAGAGACAGUGCAGAGAAGAAAUUCUGAAGGGUUUCACAGACCAGCUGCGCAAGAUCUCCAAGGACGCCGGCAUGCCGAUCCAGGGCCAGCCCUGCUUCUGCAAGUACGCCCAGGGUGCAGACAGCGUGGAGCCCAUGUUCCGACACCUCAAGAACACCUAUUCAGGGCUUCAGCUCAUCAUCGUCAUCCUGCCAGGGAAGACGCCUGUGUAUGCGGAGGUGAAGCGCGUGGGAGACACGCUGUUGGGAAUGGCCACACAGUGUGUUCAGGUCAAGAACGUCAUUAAAACAUCUCCACAGACCCUCUCAAAUCUGUGCCUGAAGAUUAAUGUUAAACUAGGAGGAAUCAACAACAUCCUUGUACCUCAUCAACGACCUUCUGUGUUCCAGCAGCCAGUGAUCUUUUUGGGAGCUGAUGUCACUCACCCUCCAGCUGGAGAUGGGAAGAAGCCUUCCAUUGCUGCUGUUGUAGGCAGCAUGGAUGCUCAUCCCAGCCGGUACUGUGCCACGGUGAGGGUCCAGCGGCCCCGGCAGGAGAUCAUCCAGGACCUGGCCUCCAUGGUCAGGGAGCUGCUCAUCCAGUUCUACAAAUCAACACGGUUCAAGCCCACCCGGAUCAUCUUCUACAGGGACGGGGUCUCUGAGGGACAGUUCCGACAGGUUUUAUAUUAUGAACUGCUGGCCAUUAGAGAAGCCUGCAUCAGUUUGGAGAAGGAUUACCAGCCUGGAAUAACCUACAUUGUGGUGCAGAAGAGACAUCAUACACGGCUGUUCUGUGCUGACAGAACAGAAAGGGUCGGACGAAGUGGCAAUAUUCCAGCUGGGACAACUGUAGAUACAGACAUCACACACCCCUACGAGUUUGAUUUUUACCUCUGUAGCCAUGCUGGAAUACAGGGAACCAGCCGUCCCUCCCACUACCACGUCCUGUGGGAUGACAACUGCUUCACGGCGGACGAGCUGCAGCUGCUGACGUACCAGCUGUGCCACACGUACGUGCGCUGCACCCGCUCCGUCUCCAUCCCCGCGCCCGCCUACUACGCUCACCUGGUGGCAUUCAGAGCACGCUACCACCUCGUGGACAAGGAACACGACAGUGCUGAAGGGAGCCACGUGUCAGGACAGAGCAACGGGCGAGACCCGCAGGCCCUGGCGAAGGCUGUACAGAUUCACCAAGACACCUUACGCACGAUGUACUUCGCUUAAGUCAAUGACCCGGGAGACACUCACGGAGAGGAGAACUGAGAACUUAAGCCACAUACAAUGUAUGUUUCCAGGGGGUUGGUUUAGGGGCUGUGCCUCCCAUCGUGCUGGAGCUGACGCUGUGCAGGGGCGAGAGGCUCACCCUUAAAUUGACACGAGGAAGAUUGUUUACUUCAUCCAGGAACACAGCACUAUUAUGCAAUAUGAAACCAGCCAACUGCUUUUUUGGGGCGGGCUCCUGUGGGAAGCCACCGCCAUCAUUUUUUUUUUAAUUAUUAUUUCUCGUAGUUUAACCCUCUUCUGCCUUUACCUCAAGUUGCUCGGCAGCACAACUAUUGUUGCAAAAAAAAAAAAAAAAAAAAAGAUAGUAAUAAUAAACUAAAAUCUAUUGUGUAAUUUAAAACAAAAAACAAACCACCUUUUAGAAACAAUCACAGUGAUUGUUUGGAGAAGGGAAGUGUGCAAAAAAGAAAAUAAGUUUUUAACCCCCGUGCAUUGAGGAAUCCUUGUCUCAGUAUUGCCAUCGAGCAAUAUGAACAUAUCCAAGUGCAUUGGAAUGUACAGCACUAGCUAGGUAACAGUGAGGGGGGGAAGAUGUUUUGCACACUAAUCCAAUAAUUUGAACCUAAUUUAGCCAAUGGCUGCCUUUGUGUCUUUUCUCACAGCUUUGGAGUUCUCAGCUCCAAGAGUUCCCUUUCAAAAGCAAUCCAAGAAGCUCGUGGUUCAUGUGCAGGCAGUAGUGACCCAACUCUUCUUGCUCCCUGGGGGAAUUUACUAAAGCUGCUGUUUUACCUAGUCCAAAAGUUUCAAUUUUUUCCUAUCUGGCAAGUCAAAUCUGUUGAAGCCUCACGUGAGAUCUGAUGUCCCAGGUUUUCUGGGAUGGCAUACAGUAACCACCAGAACUGAAACUUUAGAGCUAAGGUCUUUUUGGAAAAAAAAGAAACCUGCUACUUUACUUGCUGCCUCUCACACCUUAAUGUGAUUCAUAUGUAUGUGUGUUUGAAGUUUAGCUUCCUUUUGUUUCUUUUAUAUUUAUUAGAGUAAUAAUAAUGCUUUAAUUUAAUUAUUACAGAACAUAUGGUCAACAUCAACUUUUAUUUUUUAGAAAUGUAAUCAUGUUUAUUUUUAAAAAAAAGAAACUGACAACUUGUUUUGCUAUCUUUUAGUGCAAUAAGCAUUCUAAAGAAAAACUGUGUCCAUUGAGCUGUACUGAAGCAGUGUCUGUACCACGGACCGUGGGAGAAUGGACACCUCCAGGAUUUUAAAAGGACAAAGUAAAAGCCUUAAUUUUGAAAGGAAAGUUUUAUAGUCAGAAGGAAUCUUGAAUUUUCCUUUUUUAAAUCAAAAAAAAAUACAAAAAAUGCUUCUAGACUUCUGCAAGCUUUACUUGUCGCUGCAGUAUUUUGAUUUAACAAAGGAAUUGGCCUUAUUUUUGGCUUUGAAAUGUGGAGCAUAUUUGAAUUAAAUGGAAAGGGUUUUGUAUUAAGAUCUCAGUUUUUACAUGCUUAGUUAAACCUAUUUGACAUCAGUAAAAUGUCUGGAAUUA